Molecule: messenger RNA, 3019 nt
Organism: Amphibalanus amphitrite
Lineage: Eukaryota; Metazoa; Arthropoda; Thecostraca; Balanomorpha; Balanidae
Product: transcriptional repressor p66 alpha-like
Exons: 2
Coding region: 352-2271 (639 amino acids)
Biological process (GO): negative regulation of transcription by RNA polymerase II
Cellular component (GO): NuRD complex
Source: RefSeq, a predicted model, not a curated record
AGGCGCUAUACUGAUACUGGUCGCUAGGAAAACGUAAAGAAAGCUAUAGUGGUGAAAAUGCAAAGGAGAAUAUUUACAACACUUUUUUUAGCUUUUUCAUCCCGAUUAUUCAAAAUUCAACCAUUUAAAAUUGAUGUUGUUUUGUCAUUCCUUUCGUUUUAAUAAAAAAACAAAGUUUAUCAAAAUAAUAGUUUUGUUCUUCACUAUAUAGCGGUAGUUUUUGCGGCGUCGAAUGGUGUGUUUUGUUGUUGAAUUUUGUAGGGUUUUAUGUGAACAUUUGGGGAGUGACCCAGACGCCGACACUGGUGGCCCAGGAGGCCGCCUGAACUGACGGCACGGCCGGCAGGCGCCAUGGACCUGAGCGUGAAGAGAGACCCCGCCUCCAAGGUGGGCGAGGCGAUCAUGGACCUCUCUAGCCGGGGUAUCACCGUCACCAGGAUGGGCGAGGGCGGUGGGGACGGUAAGCGCCCGGCGCCGGCUGCCGACGGACGCCGCUCGCUGCGGCCGCGGACCGAGAAAAACUACACGGAGGCCACCGAGAUGGUGGUGGUCGAGGAGUCGGACGACGAUGACGUGGAGAAGCCGCUGCCGCCCAUCAAGGAGCUGUCGCCGGCCGAGCUGGCCGAGAAGAUGGAGCUGAUCCGCCGCUUUCGGGAGGAGCUGCGCAAUGAGGAGAGCAAGCUGGUGCUGCUGAAGCGAGUGCGGCAGGUACAGGCCAAGGAGAACGUGGCGGCCACGCCUCCGCUCAAGACACCGCCGGCGGCUAAGGCGGCCAAGACGGCGUCCACACCUGGCUUUACCCCUCCGCCGAGCGUCACCAUGCUGGUGAAGAGCUCCAGCGGCAGCACCAAGUCGAGCUCACGCGGUGGUGUCACCAGCGGCAACUCCGGCACCAGCUCUGUGUCGGUGAUCCCGACGGGCCGCGGCGCCAGCGCGCACACCACCCUCUCCAGUCUGAUGGCCGCCCAGCACGGGCUGCUUAAGAGCCAGGCCGGCUCGCCGCACGCCCAGUUCGCUGGAGCGUACGGCUCGUACCCGCUCACCCCCGAGGUGGAGAUCCGACGUGACUCGGCGGCGCACCGGGCACCCGAGCCGGCGCACCACCGUGUGCCCGAACAGACCCCCGAGCAGCGUCAACAGGUGGCCAAGCUGGCGCUGCGGAAACAGCUGGAGAAGACGCUGCUGCAGAUCCCGCCGCCCAAGCCGCCGCCGCCUGAGAUGGGCUUCAUUCCGAGCGGCACCAAUACGCCGUUUGUGUACCUACUUGGUCUGGAGAAGGUGGUGGAUUUCAUCAAGUCUGAAAAUCCGGACACGACCAAUUGGGAGAACUUUUCGUGCAGCCAGUGUCGGCGCGACUUCACGACUGUCUGGAAAUGGGACCGAAACCGGCCCGGCCGCGUCACCUGCGAGGAAUGCGUCACCAGCAACAUCAAGAAGAAGCUGAAGGCCGAGCAUACCAGUCGCCUCAAGACGGCAUUCGUGAAGGCACUCCAACAAGAACAGGAGAUUGAGCAACAGCUAGCCAAAAUGGCGGCUGCCUCCCCGGCGCCGUCCAGCGCCUCCACUCCUAUGCCGCCCACUCCUGAGACGACCAUCACUCCGAUCCCGGCCAAACGCGAGCGCGACUCGCACCACCGCGACUCGCACCACGGCCGUGACUCUCACCACUCGUCCCACAGCUCCCGAGACGGUCACCACUCGUCACACAGCUCGCGAGACGGUCACCACUCGUCACACAGCAGUCGCGACGCGCACCACUCGGCUCGCGAGGCGCACCACUCCGCUCGCAGCUCGCCACACACCGGCCGAGACGCGUACCAUGCGCGGGAGGCCCACCAGCCGCGCGAGGCCCACCACUCGCGUACGUCUAGUGCCAACAAGCUGGCCGCCGCGGAGGCUGAGUAUCUGAAGAAGUUCUCCGACCCCAAGUACGCCUCAGCGCUGAUGAACCCGAUGAUGAUGGCGGCGGCCAUGAACCAGUCUGCCGCGGCGCUGGCGGCUCAGCAGCAGAUGCUCCGUCUGCCCGGCGCGCACGGCCAGGCAGCGCUGCAGCAUAUGCUUGGCCAGCUCAACCCCAUCAUGUACUCGUACCAGCUGGCGAUGGCGCAGGCAGCCCAGGCGGGCGGCGCGGCGGCCGGUGGCAGCAGCAGCAGCAGCGGCUCCUCCAAGACCACGCAGUCGCUGGCUGACAUCCAGCGUCAGUAUCUACUGGACAUGCUGCCGGCACAGGCGCUGCCGCCAGGCUGGGGCGGCUCGUCCAGCAAGAAGUAGCCGCCGCCGUCACCCUCGUCACUCGGCUGGUACAAAGACGACACGCCUGCGGACAAGCCUGCGCUCGGUGAGUAACAGCGUGAGCUGGCGUGUAACAGGUGAGCUCAGCAGAUCAGCUGGUGUUGAUGUGUGCUCGGGACACCGCAGUGGUUAUUCCGAGGUCUGUCAGCGGGACAGGCAGUAUCGCGGUGACGCCGCUCCGUGAUGAACUGAGGGGGACAGAAGCCGGGCCGGACCGCCGCCGGCCGGUCCGGACACCGCAGCUCCAUCCAUACCCGGUACUGGCGCGCCGCCGCCGUAGCCAAUCAUGUCGGCCGUAUCUCAUCCCAUGUGCUGCGAUGAUGUUCAAGAUAUCGCGCGGAUAGCGUUGUGUGGGGCCACGCCGCCCGCCCCGGCGGUUCGCCGCAGCUGCGGUCAAUCCAAAAUCAGACAUCUAUUUAUGUAUUUGCCGUUGCCUACAGCUGCUUUUGCACGAUAAUGGUGUCCUGGGGACGGGUGGGGGCGGGCCUGUCGUUCUAUCUCGCGCGCGUUCGCUCGUUUGUAGCCGGUUUUCUAAACAGUAGCGGCGUCGACGUGUCUGCGUGGCGCGUCUCAUGUGUGCGUGAGUUUGUACGUUUCCGCACUGAGUGCCCGGUUCAUUGAUAGCCCGUCGGGCGGAGGUGGCGGGCGCCCGGCGCGCUGCGCGCUCGCCGGCCGUGCCCCGGCGCGCUGUCCCCGUCACGUGUCCACAAUAAAUGGCGUCUGUCCA